Molecule: messenger RNA, 3140 nt
Organism: Centropristis striata (black sea bass)
Lineage: Eukaryota; Metazoa; Chordata; Actinopteri; Perciformes; Serranidae
Product: aminopeptidase Ey-like
Exons: 20
Coding region: 2-2881 (959 amino acids)
Biological process (GO): peptide catabolic process; proteolysis
Cellular component (GO): cytoplasm
Molecular function (GO): zinc ion binding; peptide binding; metalloaminopeptidase activity
Source: RefSeq, a predicted model, not a curated record
CAUGGGGAAAGGUCUGUACAUCAGCAAAGCUGUGGCAGUAACCUGUGUGGUUGCAGCCAUCGCUGCUGUGGCCACCAUCAUAGCCUUGGCUGUGGUUUACGCUCAGGAGAAGUCAAAGAAUGAAGUUGCACCUCCAGUCACUGCCAGUCCCACCAGCCCCCCCAUCCCCACCACGCCUUCCCCCCCGAAGGAGCCCUGGGACCACUACAGACUUCCAGAUUCCCUGUCUCCUGUCUCCUACAACGUCACCCUGUGGCCCCGACUGAAGCCCAACGCAGAAGACCUUUACAUCUUCACUGGAAACUCCACGGUGGUCUUCAAAUGUGUGAAGGAGACUGACCUCAUCAUCAUCCACUCCAACAAGCUGAACCUCACCAAAUUUGGGGAAUACCAUGCCAAGCUGAGCGGCCUCCAUGGAGCCACUGCGCCCAGUCUGAAAAAGACCUGGCUAGAAGAACCGACCCAGUACCUGGUGGUCCAGCUCAACGGCCCACUGAAGCCCGGCAGCAUGUACGAGCUCUUCACAGACUUCGUUGGAGAGCUGGCCGACGACCUGGGGGGAUUCUACAGGAGUGAAUACACGGAAGAUGGCGUAAAAAAAGUUUUGGCCACAACUCAAAUGCAGCCAACGGAUGCCAGGAAAGCCUUCCCUUGCUUCGAUGAGCCCGCUAUGAAAGCUGUCUUCCACAUGACUCUCAUUCACCCCCGUGAGACUGUGGCUCUGUCCAACGGCAUGAACCUCCACAUAGACCCUGUUAACAUCCCGGGACACGAUUUAAUCCAGACAAGCUUUGAACCCACAGAGAUUAUGUCAACCUACUUGCUGGCCUUUGUUGUCUGUGAAUUUACAUUCAUUACAUCAAACCCCCAGGCAGAAGUUUUGAUCAGGAUCUGGGCUCGCAGGAAGGCUAUAGAGGAGGGACAGGGGGACUAUGCUCUGAAUAAGACUGGGCCCAUACUGGCAUACUUUGAGAACUACUACAAUUCUACUUACCCUCUGAGCAAGUCAGACCAAAUUGCACUUCCUGACUUCAGUGCUGGAGCCAUGGAGAACUGGGGCCUGAUCACCUACAGAGAAACUGCCCUCUUAUAUAAUCCUGGUGUGUCAUCCAAUGGAGACAAGGAGUGGGUGGCAACAGUCAUCGCACAUGAGCUUGCGCAUAUGUGGUUUGGAAACUUGGUGACCACUAGGUGGUGGAAUGACUUGUGGCUCAAUGAAGGGUUUGCCACCUAUGUCUCGUAUCUUGGAGCCGACUAUGCUGAACCAACGUGGAACAUGAAAGAUUUAAUAGUUAUGAACGAAAUCACUCAUGUAAUGGGUGUAGAUGCCUUGGCCUCCUCCCACCCACUCUCUUCGAAAGAGGAGGACAUCCUAAAGCCCGAGCAGAUCAGUGAACUGUUUGACUCCAUCACAUACAGCAAGGGCGCUGCAGUCCUGAGGAUGCUCUCAGAGUUCAUCACUGAGAGCGUCUUUUCCAAAGGACUCCAAACAUACUUAGAGGAGUUCAAGUAUAAGAACACAGUCUACCAAGACCUAUGGAAGCAUCUGCAAAUGGCAGUGGAUAAAGCCGGUAUAGUGCUGCCCACCUCUGUAGAGGAGAUUAUGAACCGGUGGAUCCUACAGAUGGGAUUCCCAGUGGUCACCAUCAACACCCAGACUGGAGAAAUCACCCAGAAACACUUCUUGUUGGACCCUGAUUCUGAAGUAGACAGACCCUCACCGUACAACUAUAAGUGGAUAGUCCCCAUUACGUGGAUGAAGACUGGUGAAACUAAACCGGACUACUGGCUUCUUGACGAAAAAACUACAAACACAAACAUGACUCUUGAUGCUGGUGAGUGGCUGGUGGCCAACAUAAAUACGAAGGGCUUCUACAGGGUCAACUACGACUCUGAAAAUUGGGAACGCCUCCUCGCUAAGCUGAGCACCGGACAUCAGGAUAUACCAGUGAUCAACCGAGCUCAAAUUAUAGAUGAUGCUUUUAACCUUGCGAGGGCAAAGAUGGUGAACAUAACUCUGGCUCUGAGUACGACCAAGUACCUAGAUAAAGAAGUUGAAUACAUGCCCUGGGAGACAGCCAAUAACAACCUGGACUACUUCUACCUGAUGUUUGACCGCAGUGAAGUGUAUGGUCCCAUGCAGGCUUACUUAAAGAAAAAGGUCACCCCUCUGUUUAACUACUUCAAAGACAUCACUAACAACUGGGCUGACGUACCAGCAAACCACACCGACCAGUACAACCAGGUGAAUGCAAUCUCUAUAGCCUGCAGCACUGGAGUGGAAGGUUGUAAGGAGCUCACCACUGGUUGGUUCAGAGAAUGGAUGGAAAAUCCAGCUGUCAACAAAAUCAGUCCCAACUUGAAGUAUGUAGUGUACUGCAGUGCGAUUGCUGAAGGAGGAGUGGACGAGUGGGACUUUGCUUGGUCCAUGUAUGAGAACGCUACCAUUGCUUCAGAAGCUGAUAAACUCAUGCAUGCUCUGGCCUGCACCAGACAGCCCUGGCUGCUGAACAGGUAUCUGCACUAUUGUCUGGACCCAGAGAAGAUCCGUAAGCAAGAUGCCCCCUCCGCCAUCAUUGCCAUUGCUAGUAAAGUCAUCGGUCAACCUCUGGCAUGGGACUUUAUCAGAGAAAAAUGGGACUUUAUCUACAAUGAAUAUGGUGCUGGAACAUUUUCCUUUGGAGGAUUAAUUAGUGGAGUGACCAGACGAUUUUCUUCUGAGUUUGAAUACAACCAGCUGCUGCAGUUCAAGGAAGACAAUGUAGGGCAGCUCGAAGGGAGUCUUGAUCAGGCGCUGGAGAGAACCAAGACCAACAUGAACUGGGUGGCCACGAACAAGGAACUGGUGCAUAAAUGGUUCAGCAGUGAAACUAAACUUUAAGUUAACUCUCAGAUGUAGAUAUGUAAUGGAGCUUUUUUUAAAUGUAAAGUUUUGAUUAUACAUUUUUAUGGAUAAAGACUAUUUGAUACCAAAAUAAGGUUUUGUAUGUGGAAGAAAUGUUGUAAUAUUGUACAUACUGAAGAUUUUGAAUAAAUGUCACACACAAAAGUGUGAAAUUAUGAGCUCAUCGAGCUGCAUCCCCAUAUUUUUUCAUCAUCUGUGGAUGCCAGUCUUUGAAAUAAAAGCCAUAUUAAUUUAU